AGUCUGUGAGUUGGGGAAUCCUGAUUUCAUCUCAGGUCUGCUUUUCAUCCCAGAGAUAUGUACAAUUUAAACAAAAGAUUACAAUGACCCCACUGGCCUUCCUGCUGUUUCUCACUGUGGCCACCAGAGCAUGGAGUAAAGAGGAGGCCAAUACAUCUGGUGAGGAGUGGACCUGUUCUUCUUGGUCUCCAUCUCAGUUCAGAAGCUGCAAGGAAAUCAAAGCAAAGUGCCCCAGUGCACAUGACGGCCUGUAUUUCUUGCGCACCAAGAAUGGUGUUGUCUACCAGACCUUCUGUGACAUGACCACUGAGGGUGGUGGCUGGACCCUGGUGGCCAGUGUGCAUGAGAACAACAUGGCUGGAAAGUGCACAGUGGGUGAUCGCUGGUCCAGUCAGCAGGGCAGCAGAGCAGACUACCCAGAGGGGGACAACAACUGGGCCAAUUACAACACCUUUGGAUCUGCAGAGGCGGCCACAAGUGAUGACUACAAGAACCCUGGCUACUACGACAUCCAGGCCAACGACCUGGGCAUCUGGCAUGUGCCCAACAACUCCCCCAUGGAAUCCUGGAGGAACAGCUCUCUGCUGAGGUACCACACUGAAACUGGCUUCUUCCGGAGACAGGGACACAAUCUGUUUGGCCUCUACCAGAAAUAUCCAGUGAAAUAUGGAGCAGGAAAAUGUUGGACUGACAAUGGCCCAGCCAUCCCUGUGUUCUAUGAUUUUGGUGAUGCCCAGAAAACAGCAUCUUAUUACUCUCCUUAUGGACAGCCGGAAUUCACUGCAGGAUUUGUUCAGUUCAGGGUAUUUAAUAACGAGAGAGCAGCCAAUGCCUUGUGUGCUGGAAUGAGGGUUACCGGAUGUAACACUGAAUUUCACUGCAUCGGUGGAGGAGGAUUCUUCCCAGAGGGCAAUCCCAGGCAGUGCGGAGAUUUCUCUGCCUUUGACUGGAAUGGAUAUGGAGCUCAUGUUGCUUAUAGCAGCAGCCGGGAGAUAACGGAGGCAGCUGUGCUUCUGUUCUACUAUUGA
Messenger RNA from Otolemur garnettii (small-eared galago), 1028 nucleotides. RefSeq names its product intelectin-1. The record is from RefSeq and is a predicted model, not a curated record. The transcript is spliced from 8 exons. Lineage: Eukaryota; Metazoa; Chordata; Mammalia; Primates; Galagidae. Bases 84 to 1028 code for a protein of 314 amino acids. Gene Ontology annotation, molecular function: oligosaccharide binding.